AUGGAUGGAGACCUCGAGCGAGCGGAACCUAGUCCUAGUGCACAGCACACAGAUGAUGAUGGCCGACGUGAAGAACAGGUCCGCGUCAUGACUAGAAAUGAUUCAAAGAAUGCUACAACAGUGUCAGGAGAUAGCUCAGCGCUUGUGGCAGUGUGGAUGCAACGACUCCAAAUGCUCACCCUUAUAACGACAUUUCUCGCUUCGAUCGAUGGAGACCUUUUCGUGCUUACCUCCACAUCGUCGCAGACGACACUUGAUGCCCAGGAAUUUAUUUAUGCGUGUUUUACUGGCGCCCUCGUUUUCCAUAUUUGUGCUGCGAUUCUGGGAUAUGUGGCAUCUUUUGCUCUCAUCCAGUAUCAGAUUGGUGAUGUAGCUCCUUCUGAUACAAAGAACACCGAGGUGGGCGAAUUUUCUAAUCCCGGUUUGUACCAACCUGAGAUCAUGCAUGGGACGCAGCGGAUGCUUAUAACCAUUCCUCCUUUUGAUGGCCUUCUUCAGACGCCCUUGAAUUCGGGGAUCCAGGUUAGAUCUAGAACGUCCAUUCCCCCACUGGAUCUCCUGACCCGGUGCUAUUUUACGACUUUGGCGUUAGGUAGUGUUGGCUUUAUUUUGGUACUUCUUGGUAUCGCUGGUUACGCAUGGGUGAUACUGCGGCAGGUUGUAGGGAUAUUCACGGUAGUUUGUCUUGGUGUUAGCAUCGUGGCGUCUGUGUGGGCGGUGCUAUAA
Suillus fuscotomentosus is the source of this 726-nucleotide messenger RNA. RefSeq lists its product as uncharacterized. The coding region runs from base 1 to 726 and encodes 241 amino acids. The transcript has 4 exons. NCBI's taxonomy places the organism in Eukaryota, Fungi, Basidiomycota, Agaricomycetes, Boletales, Suillaceae. The record is from RefSeq and is a predicted model, not a curated record.